Molecule: messenger RNA, 861 nt
Organism: Rhineura floridana
Lineage: Eukaryota; Metazoa; Chordata; Lepidosauria; Squamata; Rhineuridae
Product: p53 apoptosis effector related to PMP-22-like
Exons: 3
Coding region: 204-818 (204 amino acids)
Biological process (GO): cell-cell adhesion
Cellular component (GO): membrane; cell-cell junction
Source: RefSeq, a predicted model, not a curated record
UUCUGGCUCAACAGGUUACUGCUGCCACUGCUGUUCUUAGCACUUGCCUGGAAUCUAGGUGGGGCUCCCUCCUCCCUAAGAGCUGAUUAAAAAGCACAAAGCUUACUCAUUGACAUCACAGGCACACAGACACAAGCCUAGUCUGAGGAAGACUCCUCUCAGGACUUGUUCACCCAUCUUCUGCUGAAAGUUGCCUGCCCAAAAUGGUUACGUGCAGCUUGGCCUGCUGGAGGUGUAGAUGGCUCCUGCCCCUUCUCCUGGGUUUAGCUAUUAUCCUUGGCAUAAUUGCGUUGGCUGGCAGGGGAUGGUUGGAGUCUGCCGAGGAGCCUUAUGUACGUCAAGCAUCUCUCUGGUGGGAUUGCAUAAAAGCAAAUGAGAAUGACAACAGCUGGGGAUGCAAUUCCCUUAUGAAUUACAGUUGGGGAAGAGCUGCUGCUGCUACAUAUCUUGUUGGCUUUGUCAUCCUCUGUAUCUGUUUCUGCCUAGCAAUCAUAGCAUUUUCCAUUGAUAUUCUACGGUUUAACUUUGUUCGAGGCAUUGGUGGCUUGCUGUUCGUCGUUGCUGUUUUCCAGAUUUUAGGCUUGGUCAUCUAUCCAGUCAUGUUCACAGAAGACAUUCCAUUGACGGGAAGUAACAUGUUCAGUUGGGCCUAUGGCUUUGGUUGGGCAAGCACUAUUAUUGUGAUAGGCUGUGCAUUCUUUUUCUGCUGCCUCCCCAACUGGGAAGAUGAAGUCCUGGGUAACAUAAAACCGUACCCCAUCUACAACAGUUACAAUGGUGGUGGUGGUGGUUACAGUGGUACCAUUGAACGUGUUUGAUAUGGAGAUUGCUUUCAGUAAAUAAAAACAAUAUUGUUUCUGA